AAUGCCCGAUCCAAGAAGAAAACUGUCCUUCCCCGACCCUCCUUCCCAUAAAUUGCCUGAAGUUUCUGAUAGGAAAAUUACUGGCAAACCGAAAACACAUGUUAAAAAUAUUACUGGACUAUCUCCUCAAAAGACACUUGAUUCUGAAGAGACCAAGCCUUUUGAUGAAGUGAAGCCUACCCAAGAUUCACCCAAAUACGGUGAACCAGGAGAAGUGAUCACAGUUUCUGACAAACCAAACUCUCCGGCUAGUGUUAACCCUACGCAACAGCCAAGUUCACUCACUAUUUCUCCCAGACCUGAACAAUUAGAUUUCUCUGAAAGCGAAUCAGAUGAUAAUAGUAGUAAGGAACUGCUCGAUCCAAGAAGAAAACUGUCCUUCCCCGACCCUUCUCCUCAUAAAUUACCUGAAGUUUCUGACAAACCAAAAACCACUGUUGAGAAUAUUACUGGACUAUCGCCUCAAAAGACACUUGAUUAUGAAGACACCAAGCCUUUUGAUGUAGUGAAGCCUACUCAAGAUUCACCCAAAGAUGGUGAACCAGGAGAAGUGAUCACAGUUUCUGACAAACCAAAAUCCCCUGCUAGUGUUAAACCUACGGAACAGCCAAAGUCUCUCACUAUUUGUCCCAAACCUGAACAACUAGAAAUCUCCGAUAGCGAAUCAGAUGAUGAUAGUAGUAACGACAUGCACGAUCCAAAAAGAAAACUGUCCUUGCCCGACCCUUCUUCCCAUAAAUUGCCUGAAGUUUCUGAUAGGAAACUUUCUGACAAACAAAAAACCCCUGUUGAGAAUAUUACUGGACUAUCUCCUCAAAUGACACUUGAUACUGAAGAGACCAAGCCUUUUGAUGCAGUGAAGCCUAUUAAAGAUUCACCCAAAGAUGGUGAACCAAGAGGAGUGCUCAAAUUUACUAACGAACUGAAAUCUCCGGCUAGUCUUAAACCUACGAAACAGCCAAGUUCUCUCACUAUUUCUACCAAACCUGGACAAUCAGAAAUCUCUGAAGGCGAAUCAGAUGAUGAUAGUAGUAAGGAAAUGCCCGAUCGAAGAAGAAAACUGUCCUACCCCGACCCUUCUUCCUAUCAAUUGCCUGAAGUUUCUGAUAGGAAAAUUUCCGACAAACCAAAAACCCCUGUUGAGUAUAGUACUGGACUAUCUCCUCAGGAGACACUUGAUUCUGAAGAGACCAAGCCUUUUGAUGAAGUGAAGACUACUGAUGCAUCACUCAAAGACGGUGAAUCUGUAGGAGGGCUCAAAAUUACUGACAAACCAAAAUCUCCGACUGGUGUUAAACCUACGGAACAGCCAAGUUCUCUCACUAUUUCUCCCAAACCUGAACAAUCAGAAAUCUAUGAAAGCGAAUCAGAUGAUGAUGGUAGUAAGAAACUGCCCGAUCCAAGAAGAAAACUGUCCUACCCCGACCCUUCUUCCCAUAAAUUGCGUGAAGUUUGUGAUAGGAAAAUUUCUGACAAAACAAAAACCCCUGUUGAGCAUAGUACUGGACUAUCUCCUCAAAAAACACUUGAUUCUGAAAAGACCAAGCCCAUUGAUGAAGGAAAUCCUACUCAAGGGUCAACCAAAGUCGGUGAAUCUGUAGAAAUGCUCCAAACUACUGACAAACCAAAAUCUCCUGCUAGUGUUAAACCUACGGAACAGCCAAGUUCUUUUACUAUUCAUCCCAAACCUGAACAAUCAGAAAUCGCCGAAAGCGAAUCAGAUGAUGAUAGUAGUAUGGAAAUGCCCGAUCCAAGAAGAAAACUGUCCUUCCCCGACCCUUCUUCCUAUCAAUUGCCUGAAGUUUCUGAUAGGAAAAUUUCUGACAAACCAAAAACCCCUAUUGAGUUUAGUACUGGACUAUCUCCUCAGGAGACACUUGAUUCUGAAGAGACCAAGCCUUUUGAUGAAGUGGAGCCUACUCAUGGAUCACCCAAAGACGGUGACUCUGUAGGAGGGCUCAAAACUACUGACAAACCAAAAUCUCCGACUGGUGUUAAACCUACGGAACAGCCAAGUUCUCUCACUAUUUCUCCCAAACCUGAACAAUCAGAAAACUCUGAAAGCAAAUCAGAUGAUGAUGGUAGUAAGAAACUGCCCGAUCCACGAAGAAAACUGUCCUUCCCCGACCCUUCUUCCUAUCAAUUGCCUGAAGUUUCUGAUAGGAAACUUUCUGACAAACCAAAAACCCCUGUUGAGUAUAUGACUGGAUUAUCUCCGCAAAAUACACUUUGUUCUGAAGAGACCAAGCCUUUUGAUUCAGUGAAACCUACUCAAGAUUCACCCAAAGACGGUGAACCAAGAAGAGUGCUCAAAACUACUGACAAACCAAAAUCUCCGGCUGGUGUUAAACCUACGGAACAGUUAAGUUCUUUCACUAUCUCUCCCAAACCUGAACAAUCAGAAAUCUCUGAAAGCGAAUCAGAUUAUGAUAGUAGUAACGAAAUGCUCGAUCAAAAAAGAAAACCUACGGAACAGUCAAGUUCUUUCACUAUCUCUCCCAAACCUGAACAAUCAGAAAUCACUGGGAGCGAAUCAGAUGAUGAUAGUAGUAAUGAAAUGCUCGAUCAAAAAAGAAAACUGUCCUUGCCCGACAAUUCUUCCCAUAAAUUGCCUGAAGUUUCUGAUAAGAAAAUUUCUGACAAACCAAAAACGGCUGUUGAGUAUGGUACUGGACUAUCUCCUCAUGAGACACUUGAUUCUGAAGAGACCAAGCCUUUUGAUGAAGUGGAGCCUACUGAUGGAUCACCCAAAGACGGUGACUCUGUAGGAGGGCUCAAAAUUACUGACAAACCAAAAUCUCCGAUUGGUGUUAAACCUACGGAACAGUUAAGUUCUUUCACUAUCGCUCCCAAACCUGAACAAUCAGAAAUCUCUGAGAGAGAAUCAGAUGAUGAUGGUAGUAAGAAACUGCCCGAUCCAAGAAGAAAACUGUCCUUCCCCGACCCUUCUUCCCAUAAAUUGCCUGAAGUCUCUGAUAGGAAACUUUCUGACAAACCGAAAACCCCUAUUGAGGAUACUACUGGAAUGUCUUCUCUAAAGACCCUUGAUUUUGAUGCGACCAAGCCUCUUGAUGAAGUGAAGCCUACUUAUGGAUCACCCAGAGACGGUGUGUCUGUGGAAGGGAUCAAAACUACUGACAAACCAAAAUCUCCGGCUAGUGUUAAACCUACGGAACAGCCAAAGUCUCUCACUAUUUCUCCCAAGCCUGAACAACUAGAAAUCUCUGAUAGCGAAUCAGAUGAUGAUAGUAGAAAAGAAAUGCCCGAUCCACGAAGAAAACUGUCCUUCCCCGACCCUUCUUUCCAUAAAUUGCCUGAAGUUUCUGAUAGGAAACUUACGGAGAAACUAAAAACCCCUGUUGAGAACAUAACCGGAUUAUCUCCUCAAAAGACACUUGAUUCUGAAGAGACCAAGCCCAUUGAUGAAGUGAAGCCUAGUAAAGAUUCACCCAAAGUUGGUGAACCUGGAGAAGUGCUCGAAACCACUCACAAACCAAAAUCUCCGGCUGGUGUUAAACCUACGGAACAGUUAAGUUCUUUCACUAUCGCUCCCAAACCUGAAAAAUCAGAAAUCUCAGAAGGCGAAUCAGAUACUGAUAGUAGUAACGACAUGCUCGAUUCAAAAAGAAAACUGUCCCUGCCCGACCCUUCCUCCCAUAAAUUGCCUGAAGUUUCUGAUAGGAAACUUACUGACAAACAAAAAACCCCUGUUGAGAAUAUUACUGGACUAUCUCCUCAAACGACACUUGAUUCUGAAGAGACCAAGCCUUUUGAUGCAGUGAAGCCUAUUAAAGAUUCACCCAAAGUUGGUGAACCUGGAGAAGUGUUCCAAACCACUGACAAACCAAAAUCUCCGGCAGGUGUUAAACCUACGGAACAGUUAAGUUCUUUCACUAUCGCUCCCAAACCUGAACAAUCAGAAAUCUCUGAAGGCGAAUCAGAUGAUGAUAGUAGUAAGGAAAUGACCGAUCCUAGAAGCAAACUGUCCUUCCCCGACCCUUCCUCCCAUAAAUUGCCUGAAGUCUCUGAUAGGAAACUUUCUGACAAACAAAAAACCCCUGUUGAGAACAUUACUGGACUAUCUCCUCAAACGACACUUGAUUCUGAAGAGACCAAGCCUUUUGAUGAAGUGAAGCCUACUAAAGAUUCACCCAAAGUUGGUGAACCUGGAGAAGUGCUCCAAAGCACUGACAAACCAAAAUCUCCUGCUAGUGUUAAACCUACGGAACAGCCAAAGUCUCUCACUAUUUGUCCCAAACCUGAACAACUAGAAAUCUCUGAUAGCGAAUCAGAUGAUGAUAGUAGAAAGGAAAUGCCCGAUCCAAAAAGAAAACUGUCCUUCCCCGAACCUUCUUUCCAUAAAUUGCCUGAAGUUUGUGAUAGGAAACUUACUGAAACCCCUGUUGAGAAUAUAACCGGAUUAUCUCCUCAAAAGACACUUGAUUCAGAAGAGACCAAGCCCUUUGAUGAAGUAAGGCUUAUUCAAAAGUCACCCAAAGACGGUGAACCUGGAGAAAUGCUCCAAACUACUGAAAAACCAAAAUCUCCGGGUAGUGUUAAACCUACGGAACAGCCAGGUUCUCUCACUAUUGCUCCCAAACCUACACAAUCAGAAAUCUCUGAAAGCAAAUCAGUUGAUGAUAGUUGUAAGGAAAUGCCCGAUCCAAAAAGAAAACUGUCCUUCCCCGACCCAUCCUCCCAUAAACUGCCUGAAGUUUCUGAUGGGAAAUUUUCUGACAAACCAAAAACCCCUAUUGAAAAUGUUACUGGGAUAUCUCCUCUUAAGACACUCGAUUCUGAAGAGACCAAGCCUUGUGAUGCAGGGAAGCCCACUCAAGGAUCACUUAAAGAUGGUGAACCAAGAGUAGCGCUCAAAACUACUGACAAAUCAAUACCUCCGGCUAGUGUUAAACCUACGAAACAGUUAAGUUCUCUCGCUAUUUCUCCUAAAUCGGAACAAUCAGAAAUCUCUGAAAGCAAACCAGACGAUGAUAGUAGUAAGGAAAUGCCCGAUCCACGAAGAAAACUGUCCUUCCUCGACCCUUCUUCCCAACAAUUGCCUGAAGUUUCUGAUAGGAAUAUUUCUGACAAACCAAAAACCCCUGUUGAGUAUAGUACUGGACUAUCUCCUAAAAAGACACUUGAUUCUGAAGAGACCAAUCCCUUUGAGGAAGUGAAGCCUACUCAAGAUUCACACAAAAUCGGUGAACCUGGAGAAGUGCUCCAAACUACUGACAAACUACAAUCUCCGGCUAGUGUUAAUCCUACGGAACAGCCAAGUUCUCUCCUCAUUUCUCCCAAUAUUGAACAUUCAGAAAUCUCUGAAAGCGAAUCAGAUGAUGAUAUUAUUAAGGAUAUGCCCGAUCCGAAAAGAAAACUGCCCUUACGCGUCUCUUCUUCCCAUAAAUUGCCUGAAGUUUCUGAUAGGAAAAUUUCUGACAAACCAAAAACCCCUGUUGAGUAUAUUACUGGACUAUCUCCUCUUAAGACACUCGAUUCUGAAGAGACCAAGCCUUGUGAUGCAGUGAAGCCCACUCAAGAAUCACCUAAAGACGGUGAACCAAGAGAAGUGCUCAAAUCUACUGACAAACCAAAAUCUCCGGCUAGUUUGAAACCUACGGAACAGCCAAGUUCUCUCACUAUCGCUCCCAAACCUGAACAAUCAGAAAUCUCAGAAGGCGAAUCAGAUACUGAUAGUAGCAAGAAAAUGCCCGAUCCAAGAAGAAAACUGUCCUUCCCCGACCCUUCUGCCCAUAAAUUGCUUGCAAUUUCUGAUAGAAAACUUUCUGACAAUCCAAAAACCCCUGUUAAGAAUAUUGCUGAACUAUCUCCUCAAAAGACACUUGAUUCUGAAGAGACCAAGCCCUUUGAGGAAGUGAAGCCUACUCAAGAUUCACCCAAAGUUGGUGAACCUGGAGAAGUGCUCCAAACUACUGACAAAUUAAAAUAUCCGGCUAGUGUUAAACCUACGGAACAGCCAAGUUCUCUCACUAUUGUUCCCGAACCUGAACAAUCAGAUAUCUCUGAAAGCAAAUCAGAUGAUGAUAGUAGAAAGGAAUUGGCCGAUCCAAGAAGAAAAGUGUUCUUCCCCGACCCAUUUUCGCGUAAAUUGCCUGAAGUUUUUGAUGGGAAACUUUCUGACAAACCAAAAUCCCCUGUUGGGUAUAGCACUGGAAUAUCUCCUCAAAAGACACUCGAUUCUGAAGAGACCAAGCCUUGUGAUGCAGUGAAGCCCACUCAAGAAUCACCUAAAGACGGUGAACCAAGAGAAGUGCUCAAAUCUACUGACAAACAAAUACCUCCGCCUAGUGUUAAAUCUACGGAACAGCCAAGUUCUUUCAAUAUUUCUCCUAAACCUGAACAAUCAGAAAUCUCUGAAAGUGAAUCAGAUGAUGAUGGUAGUAUGCAAAUAUCCGAUUCAGGAAGCAAACUCUUCUUCCCCGACCCCUCUUCAAGUAAAUUGCCCGAAGUUUCUGAUAGGAAACUUACUGACAAGCCAAAAACUCCUGUUGAGAAUAUUGCUGAACUAUCUCCACAAAAGACACUAGAUUCUGAAGAGACCAAGACUUUUGAUGAAGUGAAGCCUACUCAAGAUUCACCCAAAGUCUGUGAACCUGGAGAAGCGCUCAAAACUACUGAAAAACCAAAAUCUCCGGUUAGUGUUAAACCUUCGGAACAGACAAGUUCUUUCUCUAUUUCUCUCACACCUGAACAAUCAGAAAUCUCUGACGGCGAAUCUGAUGAUGAUAGUAGUAAGGAAAUGGGCGAUUCAAGAAGAAAACUGUCCUUCCCCGACCCAUCUUUCCGUAAAUUACUUGAAGUUUCUGAUAGGAAACUUUCUGACAAACCAGAAACCCCUGUUCAGAAGACACUAGAUUCUAAAGAGACCAAGCCUUUUGAUGAAGUGAGGCAUACCGAUGGAUCACUCGAAGACUGUGAGUCUGUAAAAGGACUCAAAACUACUGACAAAUCAAAAUCUCUGGCUAGUGUUAAACCAACAGAACAGCCAAGUUCUCUGUCUAUUCCUCCCAAACCUGAACAAUCAGAAAUCUCUGAAGGCGAAUCAGAUGAUGACAGUAGUAAGGAAAUGCCCGAUCCAAAAAUAGAACUGUCCUUCCCCGACCCAUCUUCGCGUAAAUUGCUUGAAGUUUCCGAUGGGAAACAUUCUGACAAACCAAACACCCCUUUUGAAAAUAUUACUGGAAUAUUCCCUCUUAAGACACUCGAUUCUGAAGAGAUCAAGCCUUGUGAUGCAGUUAAACCCACUCAAGAAUCACCCAAAGUUGGUGAACCUGGAGAAGUGCUCCAAACCACUGACAAACCAAUACCUCCGGCUAGUGUUAAAGUUACGGAACAGCCAAGUUCUCUCGCUAUUUUUCCUAAAUCUGAACCAUCAGAAAUCUCUGAAAGCAAAUUAGACGAUUAUAGUAGUAAGGAAAUGCCCGAUUUAAGAAGAAAACUGUCCUUCCCCGACCCUUCUUCCCAUAAAUUGCCUGCAAAUUCUGAUAGAAAUCUUUCUGACAAUCCAAAAACCCUUGUUGAGAAUAUUACUGAACUAUCUCCUCAAACGACACUUGAUUCUGAAGAGACCAAUCCCUUUGAGGAAGUGAAACCUACUCAAGAUUCACCCAAAGUCGGUGAACCUGGAGAAGUGCUCAAAACUACUGACAAACCAAAAUCUCCGGCUAGUGUUAAAAAUACGGAACAGCCAAGUUCUCUCACUAUUGCUCCCAAACCUGAACAAUCAGAAAUCUCAGAAGGCGAAUCAGAUGAUGAUAGUAGUAAGGAAAUGCCCGAUCCAAGAAGAAAACUGUCCUUCCCCGACCCAUCUUCGCGUAAAUUGCCUGAAGUUUGUGAUGGGAAACUUUCUGGCAAACCAAAAACCCCUGUUGAGAAUAUUACUGGAAUAUCUCCUCUUAAGACACUCGAUUCUAUAGAUAUCAAGCCUUGUGAUGCAGUGAAGCCCACUCAAGAAUCACCCAAAGACGGUGAACCAAGAGAAGUGCUCAAAACUACUGAUAAACCAAUACCUCCGGCUAGUGUUAAACCUAUGGAACAGACAAGUUCUCUCGCUAUUUCUCCUAAACCUGAACAAUCAGAAAUCUCUGAAAGCGAAUCAGAUGAUGAUGGUAGUAUGGAAAUAUCCGAUUCAGGAAGCAAACUGUGCUUCCCCGACCCCUCUUCAAGUAAAUUGCCCGAAGUUUCUGAUAGGAAACUUACUGACAAGCCAAAAACUCCUGUUGAGAAUAUUGCUGAACUAUCUCCUCAGAAGACACUAUAUUCUGAAGAGACCAAGCCUUUUGAUGAAGUGAAGCAUACCGAUGGAUCACCCGAAGACUGUGAAUCUGUAAAAGGACUCAAAACUACUGACAAAACAAAAUCUUUGGCUAGUGUUAAACCAACGGAACAGCCAAGUUCUCUGUCUAUUCCUCCCAAACCUGAACAAUCAGAAAUCUCUGAAAGCGAAUCAGAUGAUGACAGUAGUAAGGAAAUGCCCGAUCCAAAAAGAGAACUGUCCUUCCCCGACCCAUCUUCGCGUAAAUUGCCUGAAGUUUCCGAUGGGAAACUUUCUGACAAACCAAGCACCCCUUUUGAAAAUAUUACUGGAAUAUCUCCUCUUAAGACACUCGAUUCUGAAGAGACCAAGCCUUUUGAUGAAGUGAAGACUACUGAUGCAUCACUCAGAGACUGUGAGUCUGUAGAAAUGCUCAAAACUACUGACAAACCAAUACCUCCGGCUAGUGUUAAACCUACGGAACAGCCAAGUUCUCUCACAAUUUCUCCCAAACCUGAACAAUCAGAAGUUUUUGAGCGUGAGUCUGUUGAUGAUGGUUGUAUGGAAAUGCCCAAUCCAAGAAGCACAAUGUCCCUCCGCGACCCUUUUUCCCAUAAAUUGCCUGAAGUUUCUGAAAGGAAACUUUCUGACAAACCGAAAAUCCCUGUUGAGAAUAUUAUUGGACUAUCUCUGCAAAAGACACUUGAUUCUGAAGAGACCAAGCCUACUCAUGGUUCACCCAAAGACGGUGAACCAGGAGAUGUGCUCCAAACUACUGACAAACCAAAAUCUCCGACUAGUGUUAAACUCAGGGAAGAGCCAAGUUCUCUCACUAUUUCUCCCAGGCCUGAAGAAUCGAAGUUUUGUGAAAGUGAAUCACCUUUCUCUAAACCAUCUUCCGUUAAAUCGGCGGAAGUUGCUGACAUGAAGCAUACUAAAAAACCAGAUUCUUAUAUCGAGAUGAAAGCUGAAUUAUCUGCUCAAAUGCCAAUUGAACCGAAAAAUAGACAUGAAAAACCAACCGCUGAUUUAAAAUCUAAGCCUUUUUCUCUUGAGCAGACUCAUGCUCUUGAUUUUAAACAACCAGACAAAUCGACUACCACAGAUCGCGGUGGAGAUUCUCGUGGUGUUGCUUAUUUUGUUAACUUUACGGAAAAUGACACUUUAAAAUCACAGCGACAAAGCAAGGUAAGUUUAAGCUCCAGGAUGACUAAAAAAACAACUGCUUUGGAUAGGGAGACUAGCAACACUCAUUCAGUUAGGAACUCUAGUUUAAAUAGAUCUAAAGUAAGCACCAACAAGGCUGCUGGUAGCGAAAAACCAAAAGAUAAACGACCCUCAAAGACUCCUGUAAAAGACAAAUUAAAUCAGGACAUGAAAACCAAGACUGGUAGGGGAACCAAAAGCUCAACCACUCAAGAACGGGUUAUUACAGAUACGACAAGGAUUUCGGCCUUAAAUAAUCAAAUACGUUUGGAAAGAACAUUGAGUCCAUUGCCUAAGCAGACCUUUUCUGAGUCCAUUGAUUCCAAUAGUCGUAGCGCUACUCCUAGGUCUCGCAUCAGAACAGAUAUUACACGAGUUCCCCAAAACCAAACCUUACGAUCCUUCAGUCCACCACCAAAUCAUGCAAAGACUAAUUACUCCUCCAUAACAAGCGUGUAUGCGUACAACAGGAGAACACAGACCUCGUCAACGCGCAUUAAAAAGACAACUGAGAACAUUAUUAGUUCCAGAAGUUCCACUCCCAAUGACGACUCCCAGCGAAGGCGAUUAAGAACGCCGGUCCAAUCCUCGGCAAUGCAUCACUACAUGCAACCCACUAUUGCCCACAGCAGACGAUAUGAAAGUUUAAAUCGCGCCGAAAGCAACAUUAGCUUGGAUGACAAGUCCUCAACUAGGUCACCAAGUGCGACUCACUCCUCAAGAGUCACUUCACAUAUCAAAACACGAUCGGAAAGACUUUACUAUCAAUCGAGUAGACACAGCUCCAGCAAAGAAUCCGUCCAAAGUAGCAUUUCAAAGACCAGGGAGGAAAAGAGUGCUCCCGAGAAAAAACGGCUUGCGAUCACAUCUAAGCAGAAGGUCACUAUGAAAAAUUCGAAAGGCACCGAUAAGCUGAAGCACGAGACCAAAUCUACUAAAGCCUUCUCUCCCUCCGUCAUAUAUUCAAAAGAUGCGUCUCAGAACACAGUAAGUUUGGAAAGAAAAUCCUUAUUCUCGAAGCAGAAGUCCAAGAGUAUACCAGAUAGUAAUCGUCUAAAGGAAAUCGAAAGUUCAACUCCUCGAAAAAUGGCUAAAAGCGCAGCGUCCAAGGUUCCAGUCCGGCUUUCAACUCAAAAAAGCUCCCUUGCAGAUGACAAUAAAAAGAAAAAAACUGUGACUCGCCCUGAACAACGCCAAACACCUGGCUUAAAGCCGAAAGGCGGCGGCGCCGAACACACGGAAAAAGCAAGUGGUGCAGUCGAUGUAAAAGUGCAGAAAAAGAUUAAAAAUACAGUUAACCAAGCAAGCACAACAAAAUCGACGUUUAAUGCCAGCUUUUCGAGGUCGAUUCAAGUGCGGAAAACAGCCGCAACUGUAACCGCUACAACAAGAAGAGAUACUCAGUCUGCAAACAAGUCGGAGAAGGAUCUUCUCAAUAUUAGACUAACGGAAAAGAAGUCCACUGUCCAUGCAGCCACGACAAAAGUUUCCACCGUCAGGCUGCACCGGGAACCAAUUGCAACGACUUUGGUGAGCACUGUCAUCGUAAACGACGACAACGAUUCCGAGAGCAAUGCCCGUUCGAUGCGAUCAAACGAGAGCACCAAAAGUUCAAGCUCCUCCGCAGGAAGCCGCAAAGUUUUAACCAGCGAAGUGUUUACUAAAACUUGCGGGCCCGACAAACCAUUUGAAGUAAUUUACCGCCAGCCCGAUGUAGAUUAUAUGAGUAUAAUGCGUCCCCAAUCUGUAGAGCAACGUUGCGUUUACGAGCACGAUGUUAGCUUCAUAGAUACCACCGAUUCAAGUUUGUCCGAUUCCGUGGCUUUGCCGAUAUUUACCUCGGACCAAGACCGACUGUGUAUGGCUAGUCCGGGCUCACCCAAACCAACGAGAAGUCCAUUUGCCCUGAUUGAGGAGACGUUGCGGAAACAACAAGCUGGAGGUUUCGCAUUAGACCCCACUCUACAAAGGCAAUUCGAAGCGGUUGACAUGUUGACGUCAGCUUCAGGAAGUCCUCUGCCCACUACUGCAGAUGAGCCAACGAAAAAAGAAACAAUUCAAGAAUAUAUACCAGAACCCCAGAUUGUAUCGAUCGAAUCGGUUACACGCCAAGGCACCAUAACAUAUGAUACUAUCAAUGAUAAAUAUCGAAAGGAGCGUGAGGAUAAAGACCAUGGCAGCGAUAACGAUGAUGAUGACGAUGGCGAUCACAGUGUUGGUGAUGACGAUGAUGAAGAUGAGGAUGAAGAUGACCGCAAUGGAUCGGUUAUUGAUAAAGAUUCGAAUGUAGUAAAAGGUAUACAGAAAACAACUCAGUUGGAGAAUGUGCGACGCGAGGCAACAGUAUUGGUCGAUCGUGUCCUUGAAGAAAGUAUCUACAUUGUUAAUGAACAGGAGGAUCGCAAUGACAGUGAUCCGAGGAAUGGUGAUUCAAAAGAAACUGGCAACGUUUCCAGUGUCCAGUUGGGCUUAGCAACGUCCUCCAUCAAUGAUGGCAACUACCGACAGGAAUACAAUUCUGAAAGUGAAAAUUAUGCCAUAACUUGCGAUAUAGUAGGCGGUGUGGACGUUGUUAAGUCCCCCACCAUUGAGUCAAUGUCGGGAAAGUCUUUCGAUGACAACUUGAGUUCUUCCGAUGACCAGCAGCAACAACAAUCGAUUGGGCCACAGGAACCACCAUCGCGGAGUGGUGAUGAUAUUCGUGGCGCCAAAAUAACAGUGCAAACAUCUCAAACCAAAGUGAGUAGCUUCAUAACUAACGUCGAAGAAUCUGUGCCACAAGGCGAGGACUAUGCUACGGACGAACGAAAUGCCAUGAGAACUCGUCGCAUUGAGCACAAAUUCGAAAAGAUCUCAUCGAUGGUUGAGGACUUAGACAUAGAAGCAGACAAAUUUGACGAGCAAUUUGGAUCUGUUGUUGCAGAGGACGAAAUUAGUAACUUGCAAGGCGAAUUUUCUAAAUUAAGCUGGGAUGAUAGUCUAUCUCCCACAACCAAUACAUUGGCUGACGUUGGUCAAAGCACGCCAGACUGCGAUUCUCUAGACUUUGUAGCAGAAACAGGUGGUGGUUUCUUGAAAUCGACAGAAAUCACACCCGUCCCACAACCGCCUUCGGCCCCAGUCACAGCCACAACAGAACCUACCGAGAGCACCCCCAUAGAAACACCUUCAACUACAAUGACAUUUAAGGCAGAUGCUGAAGCUGCUCCGAAGCCAAAGCCGCGCUGUGUUAAGGCGCCGUCGCCAGAUAUUGAAAGGGCUGAGCAGGACGAACGCGAAGUGAAUAAAGCUAUAGAUGAUUUAGUGUCUGUCCCAGUUCCAAAACCCCGAUCCCAAAUGAAACCUUCCGAUUCUUAUAGGAAUCUUGUUGCCCUAGAUGAAGCGUGUCCACCAGCGAAAGCCCUUCAGGAAUUACAUCAAACUGAUAGUGUAAAUGAGUGCAUUGAGGAGUCAUCGCAUACCGAGGAAACCUCUGUUGACAUCUCAGUUAGAUCACAAAAUAUUGACAAUGCAACAACAGCAACAACUACUGGUGCGACAACAACAUCUGAUGAUCCGCAGACUGAAUCACUAGAUCCGCCGAGCGAGUUGCCCAUCGAUGGAGGAAAUGCUGUCAUUGGUGGGGGUGAACGCAAGACUAGUUUUUACAUAGGGGAAUCUAGCAAUAAUAUUAUCGUCAAAACAACUCCCACAAAGCUUAGUGUCGGCGAUGAUGAUGAAGACGACAAUGAUAACUGUAUUGAUGAUUCCGAGGGUCCUCUGCCUCAUAAAAUAUCUGAACUUAUUGCUGCUACUGAUAUUUCCCUAAUGAAAGAGUUUUCGGUCGAUUCCGAAGAAGACAAUGACGUAUUUAAGGAGUAUGUCACAAUUAAACCUACAGAAGAGCAAGGUGGAACUAGAAUUCGGCGUCAAAGUUCAGAGACGCGCAACGAUCUCUUGGAGGAAGAUGUAGUAGCCAAGGAAGCUGUGGAAGAGGGCAUCAAGGAAUUUGAAGAGGAUAACGCCAAGGAAACAAAAGGCUCGCCAGCACAGAAUGCAACGAUGGACAGUAAUGGCGGUAUGGAUCAAGUUGAUAUUAUAUCAGCUGGUACUUCAGUGUCUCUAGAAAAUGCAAAAGCUACAGAAAAGAACAAGUUCGAAUUAGAAGAAGUAGCUGUCAAAAGACCAACUGAGUUGGAUAUAUCUUUAGAGAAAAGUGAAUGGGAGACGACUGAAAAGGAAAUUCCUCCAACUGGAAAGAGUAUACUUAAAUACUCCCCCCAACAACAGGCACCAAUUGCCUUAACCAAAGAAGAGGUCACUCAAGAGCUGGUAACCAAAACCCUCGACGAAGUGCAGGAGUCCCUGGAAGCAGCUAAAAACGAACUUAAAUCUGUGCUCAACGAUGGAAAUUCAAUAAAAGAGUCUCCUUCAGAGUUCGAAUUUCGUUCAUUUUCCCAAACUCUGUCGAGCAGUGCUGCAUCCAAUGUCCUUGAGAGGGACUUAAAAACGGGAAAAAUCGUCGAAGAAUGUAUAGAACUGGUGGAAGCUCAUGAUAUUUCAUCCUUCAUAGGCAUACCGGAAGCGUUGCAGCCGCAACUAAACCCAAUUGAGGGACUCUUCGACAGUAGUGUUCCAGAGAGUCUGGACCGAGCAGCAGCCAUGAUCCAUUACGCCCACCAUGAGUUAGAAAAUGUUAAAUCAGAUAUUGAUAGAGACGAUCGGGCUUCUUUGGGAUUUAUAUCAACGGGAACCGACGAAUGUCCCGAAGAGAAUGCACCUAAGCAAGAACAGGCUUCCUUGGGUUUUGUUUCCAACGAGACAGUCGAAGAAUUUAGCUCCAUGGAAGAUUACUUUCAGGAAACGCUGGCAAAAGCCGACACUAUGCGAAAUAAAGUGGAAGCUGACAAAGAAACGGCUGCGCAAGAAAUUGUCUCUUUUCCAGAAAUAUCAUCGGAAUGUACUAUAAAACCGUUUGAUGACGUAAUACAUCGGGUCAAACCGAACACUAGUGAUGUUGCGACCAAUCGUUGGUCUGUGCCCGAGAUCGAUCAGUCGAGCUCCAGUGAAAGCUAUUAUAAAAGCCUGGAGAAAAGCGAAAGUCGUCCUCUGUCUACCGACGUUGACAAUUUAACCACCCAGGGUACGUCGGAGUACAAAACUGCGGCAGAAGGUUCAUCUACUUAUCGCGAGACCACAGAAUAUAUGAGUGCUGCAAGCACUUUAGACAGCUUGUCAGGCAAAACCAUUAGCUCCCACGACAGCAUGCGCAGUUUCGAUUCGCAUUCGGAGACAUCUGCUAAUUUGAUAAGCAUGGACAGUUCAGAGCUGACAGAGACCUUGGUCGCAUCGUCCACAGAUGAUGUAGACGACCACCUGCGUGACUUGCUCGACGAGGACGACAGCGAAGAAAGUCUCGACCUGGAGGCGGCUGAUUACGCUGUUACUGAAAGCAAAACAAAUCAGCAAUCCAUGAUGAAACGAUCCCAAGAAAUGAUAUUCAAGCCCAAAUCGGAAGAUACAAUGACAGGUGUUUCCAAUAAUGAAGAAAGGUCGAAAGAAGGGCGCAUUGAGAGCAUACAAAUUGAGGAAUACGCAAAACCGAAAGAGGCCGAAAGAACUUGGGGGUUGACCUACCCAAUGGAGGAUGCCAAGUCUGAAGACAUUAAAGAAACAGAUGACAUUCUACUGUACCAUGGGGAUGUCCGGCGGUCUAUUGACGAGUCUAAAUAUGCUUCCAGUUUGGAUGAUGGCAGUGUACUUUCUGUCAGCAUGUCCAGUGCUUCAAACAUUGACACUGUUGUUGAAAACUUUGAAGACAUAGCAGGAUCCUUCGGAGCGUCUUCUUUAGCUGGUAUCGAGGGUUUUGGUGCUUCUUCUUUGCCAGAGGAGACUACGUUCGUGUUGGACAUGGAUGGCAGUAGAGACCAGUCGCCACAAGAAACGAGUUCUAUGUCACCGGCAGAUGAACUGAAUUUGAAACGCGGUCACAAGCGCACUGAAAGCACAGAUGUAUCUACUAAUGAGGAGAAAAAGUUGCCCGAAAAGGAAGGCGUGGCUGUGGUAGGCGAGGGCAAGGAAUCCGGCAGUGAAUCUGAUACGGAUCCUUAUGAAACGGAAUACGCUCGACAGUUUCGCUCACCGACGGAUCGAAAGUCGAAAAAAAAGAAGCAAGCCGCGGCGGAAAUGGACCACAGUUUUGAAACAGAAAAGAGACCAUUCACACCAUCUCAGUUGGUGGCAGAAGUUAUUGUUGAAGACGUUGCAACGGAGGAGCUCGAGGCUGAGGCCGCCAUGGUUGAAGAUCGGCGACCUUCUCAAAAUAUGUUGGACUACUCGAAUAUUCCAGACAUCACAGUUACGGAAGACGUCCAACAAAAAUCUCCAAUUUUAGAAGAAGAAACGGAUACAUUUGAAGAGAAAAUCCUUUACAAAGUUAAAACUCAGGAAGAAUUACACAAGGUGACGGACGACAAGCCCAUCUAUCAAGAGCCCAAAUCUGAUGCCAAGGAAGACAGUUUCCAGAAGUUAGUUCAAGAACAGUAUAAACAAAAAUUAGCCGAAUUAAAACAAGCCGAAAUUGGAGACUCGGACUACGAUGAACACAAAGCUCCGGAUUCACCGGAUUCCUUCGAAAUGGUAGACCAGCCCGAUAUUUCUGACGACUUUGUUAUCAUCGAGGAAGUAGCUAAGGAGGCUAAUGAAGAUGAUCUCGGCGGCAAGAGUAUACGUAUUCAACCCACAAAGUACGAAUCGAAGCAUGAUGAAGAAGUUGAAAAAAUGAUUAUUAAAUCUGCCCCAGCCGAUCCAAUGUUAGGUUCCCAAAUCUUCCGGGACGAUUUGAAUUUCGAGUUUGAAGAAAGUCCUCCUACUGCCAGCAGUGGAGGUACCGGAAGUGAAACACACGAGGAAAGUGAUUCGGGCUCCGACUUGGCCGCAACUAACAAACGUUGGGUCGAAAUGCAAUUGACCGAUAAUCAACUACGCUACCCCUACGAGCUGACGGGUGGCGUUUUGGAAGACAUUAAAGAGGAAGAUGGUGAAUUCGAAGUAGGAAGUAGUCGCAUAAGUAGUUUCAAGGACUCUUUUUCAAGCACGCCCGAAUAUGAUGCAAUGGCUGCCCGUCGCUAUUACAAUCGUGGAGAGCACGACGAUGUCUCCAUGAGCAGUCUGCAGGAGUUUGAGUCGCUGGAGCAAGCCAUUUCUUUGGAAAAUCGCAAUCGCACACAUCAAGGCUCUACAGAUUCCAGCAAUGGCAGCUUCCAAAGACGAUAUCUGGUAAGACAUAGCGGCAGCGGAGCUGGGCCUGGAGACGAUAUAUCAGUUUCCAGCCUAAAGGAAUUUGAGGGGCUGGAGAAUGCAUGCAUCGAAGCCCAUCUAAUUGAGAUCAAGGCCAAAGAAGAAGCAGCUCUGUUGUCACGUUCAGACGAGUCCAAUAAGUCAAAUGGCAGCGAUCGUGAACCAUCGGCUGACUCCAGCAAUGUCGUUGUCUCCAAGGUGACCAGAACCGUUACGCACACUGAAGUACUGACAGGCUCCCAAUCGCCAGACAUUGAGACCCUAUUGAAACAAAAGCUUCAGGAAUGUGAACGAGUUCAAACUGCAUCCAGAAUUCCUCAUGUUCUUGAUGCCCAAUUCAAAACUGACUCAGACAAGGGAAGUAUUGACAGCUUGGAGAUGAACAAAAGUCUCGAUUUGGCAUCUAGCAGUGCCGACGAGAGUUUCGAUAUAUCUAAGGAUGCUACAAAGUCCGAUAUAGAUUCGCUAGAAGUAGACAAGCCCCACACUACCCGCGAAGAUAGCUUUGAAUCUACGGAUAUGCAACAAAUGGACGAUCUCAUAUCCAAGUUCGGCGUCACAAUUGGAGAUGGCCUAACAACCACCACCACCACAACCACAACCAGCACUGAUGCCGAUGGGCAGGAGCACACCACCGUGACAAAACGAGUCGUCACCACAACCACUUUAACAGCCAGCGGGCCAAGUUCGACCUCACUAGAUCUGCAGCUGCCUCAGGCUCUGCCUAAAGAUAUUUCCGCCGAUUCGUUAAACCAGAUCAGCAUCAUGGACCAUACCACAACGAGCUCAGCCGGCACUACAGCUACAUACCAGACAAGUGCAGGCAAUUCCCAAAUGUCCGGCAGCGUCACAAGUUGUGCAUCCAGCACUCUAAUGGAGGACUCCACAACCAGUAUCACAACAUCAGGCCUCACAACUAUACAUUACUCGCCAGAGCAACACAUAUCCGUUCACAAAGAGGCCGAUGCAAUAACGCCCAAAACAGACGAACUCAAACGCUAAAGAUUUUAAAUGAGCGCAGGAUUGAUUAUUUGAUUCCAAAUAAUUUGUUUUAGUUUUUAUACUUUGAUAAACACUAUUAGAAUUCAAAAAUUAGGAAUUGCAUUACAGAGCCUGAUCAUUUUUCUAAUAGCGGAGAGGGCGGACAGAGUUGCUGCUGUAAGCUGAUGUUCAACUAUGCUGAAUACCCUUACAUCAAUCAUCCUUGGAAGUACCCGGCACAUUAACAGUGAAUAGAAAAGAUUUCCUCCAGCUGGCACACCUUUUCAAUGUCAUAAAGUAUCGCUUAGAACGCACCAGUUGCGUCAAUCAGAACACACCAUCGAAUAAGGCGUGACGUACAUGACGUACUAGCCCGAAGUAUACACAACACUAUCCAAUACCUUUUAGUUUUUAAAACUUAAUUGUAUUUUCUCGAAAGUCGCAUUGCCCCAUUCACGACGUCCCUUCAGGCCGACUUUCAAAGGAUAUAUGAAAUAAAAUUGCUUUAAUUAUUCUAUUCGUCAUAACCAUAUGAAUGAUAAGAAGGUACAGCCAGUAUUAUCUUCUUCUCAGGCGAGAACAUUGAAUGAUCUCCACUAAUAUGCAAGUUCACACACACACAGGCACACACACAUCAUUCGUAGCUUUCAUCGGAAAUACUCGUAUGCUUAGAAGGAUAUUUUACAUCCAACCACAAUUACCCACAUUAAUAAAUCAAUGACUUCACGGAUGUGAUCUCCUCCACAUCAAUGCUACAUUAAGAGAAAAAAAAAACCAAAUGUUUUUAACGUAAUGUAUUGUUUUCUUUUUUACUUAUUAAAAAAAAUAAAUGUUUUAAAAUUCGCUUACAUUUGAAGAUGAUGAAAAAUGCCUAGUCCCUUAAAUAUUCCCAUUCAUGUUGGUAAGGCACAGGGCCAACCACUUGAGAACCUAGUCUUUGGCGAUCUUGAUGAAAAAAGAGGACGGAGCGGAUUUCUGCUCACAGUCCCAUUGCAAAGUAAAACAAAUGAUCCAACCCAAAUAUUAUUCAUCAUUAUUAUAACCAUAAGAAAACUUAAGGCAAACAAAAACAAAACUCCACUUUUAUUAGAUGUACUAUUUAAUUACAUUAAAAAUUAUAUAUAUGAAAAAAAGGAAGAAAAAUAAAUAUGAAUUCAUACACGAACAUUUGAAAACGUAAAUAAAACAACAGCCACGCAUAUAUGAUUAAUCAAAUAAAUGCUUAAUGAAAAAUAA
This is a messenger RNA of Stomoxys calcitrans (stable fly), 18976 nucleotides long. Its product is annotated as titin. Lineage: Eukaryota; Metazoa; Arthropoda; Insecta; Diptera; Muscidae. The record is from RefSeq and is a predicted model, not a curated record. The transcript is spliced from 6 exons. Bases 2 to 17761 code for a protein of 5919 amino acids.